Molecule: messenger RNA, 5821 nt
Organism: Myotis daubentonii (Daubenton's bat)
Lineage: Eukaryota; Metazoa; Chordata; Mammalia; Chiroptera; Vespertilionidae
Gene: GCNT4
Product: glucosaminyl (N-acetyl) transferase 4
Exons: 4
Coding region: 377-1720 (447 amino acids)
Cellular component (GO): membrane
Molecular function (GO): acetylglucosaminyltransferase activity
Source: RefSeq, a predicted model, not a curated record
AGGCGGGAGCCAGCGGCGGCAGCAGAGGGGCCGGGAGCCGGAGCGCAGUCGAGGCCCCCUGCGGGACGACCUCUGCAGCCGAGGGGACCCCGCUUCGGGGCGGCCCGCUCUCUUUCGGACGAUCUUCUGUGCUUCUAAGGUCGGCGCGGCGCGGCGGAGCUGGCCGGGAGUCCUCCAUCCCCCGGAGAAGUGGCGGCGCCGUCCCGGCGGGCUGGGAGCUCCGGGGACCCGAGCCAAGAGAGAAACACAUAGUUGAAGAAUCACAGAAUCGGGUUGUGUGGCACUGAAUGUUUCUGGGAAAGACUGAAGAGUUCCUUUGGGAGUGGGGGAGAAGUGUCCCCUCCUGGUUAUUACUUGAACCCAUUCCUUUGAGAGAAUGAAGAUACUCAGAUGUUGUAUUAAAUACCCCCUACAGCAGAAAGUCUUCAUCCUGUUUUUAACCCUGUGGCUGUUCUCCUUGUUGAAGCUGCUAAAUGUAGGAAGGCUCCUCUUCCCUCAGAGAGGCAUUUACUUGGUGGAGCACUUCCUCAGCACCUCCCCUUUUGUAAGGAACAGAUACACCCAUGUUAACAACGAAGCCCGGUAUAAAGUUAACUGUUCGGGUGUCUAUGAACAGGAGCCUCUGGAAAUUGGCAAGACUCUGGAAAUUAGAAGGAGAGACAUCAUCGACUUGGAUGAUGAUGACGUUGUGGCAAUGACCAGCAAUUGUGACGUUUACCAGAUCCUAAGAAGGUACCAUCAAAAGCUCGUUUCAAGGGAAGAGAGAAGCUUCCCAAUAGCCUAUUCUUUGGUGGUUCACAAAGAUGCAAUUAUGGUUGAAAGGCUGAUCCAUGCUAUAUACAACCAGCACAAUAUUUACUGCAUCCAUUAUGACCGUAAGUCACCCGACACCUUCAAAGUCGCCAUGAACAAUUUAGCUAAGUGCUUCUCCAAUAUUUUCAUUGCUUCCAAAUUAGAGACUGUGCAUUAUGCCCACAUUUCCAGACUCCAAGCUGAUUUAAAUUGCUUGUCAGACCUUCUCAAGUCUUCAGUUCAAUGGAAAUAUGUUAUCAACCUGUGUGGGCAAGACUUUCCUUUGAAGUCAAACUUUGAAUUAGUGUCAGAGUUGAAGAAACUCAAUGGAGCAAAUAUGUUAGAGACAGUGAAACCCCCUCACAGUAAAACGGAAAGAUUCACUUAUCACCAUGAGCUCAGACAGAUGCCUUAUGAAUAUGUGAAGCUACCAGUAAGGACAAACAUCUCCAAAGAGGCACCCCCUCAUAACAUUGAGAUAUUUGUUGGCAGUGCUUACUUUGUUUUAAGUCGAGCAUUUGUUAAAUAUGUUUUCAACAACUCCCUCGUUAAAGAGUUCUUUGCCUGGUCUGAAGACACCUACUCGCCUGAUGAGCAUUUUUGGGCUACCUUAAUUCGGGUGCCAGGAAUCCCUGGGGAGAUUUCUCGGUCAGCCAAGGAUGUGUCUGACCUACAGAGCAAGACCCGCCUUGUCAAAUGGAAUUAUCACGAAGGCCUUUUCUAUCCCAGUUGUACUGGCUCUCACCGCCGAAGUGUGUGUAUCUAUGGAGCAGCAGAAUUGAGGUGGCUUAUCAAAGAUGGGCAUUGGUUUGCUAAUAAAUUUGAUUCUAAGGUGGACCCUGUCUUGAUUAAAUGCUUGGCAGAAAAGCUUGAAGAGCAACAGAGAGAGUGGAUCAAUUUGUCUUCAGAAAAGUUAUUUAUGGAUUAAAAAUCCCACAAUCUCAUCAUGAUAAAAUCAUGAUGGAAAUAAGGCAUCUGAUAAAUGGAGUUAUUAUGGAGUUGUAUACUAUCCCAAAUCCAGUACCAUAUGAGCUUAACUUUCUCAUUGUUUGAAAGGGAUCUAAAAUUCCAUGCACAAGGGAAAGUGACAGCCUUUCGUGACAACUAGCCUGCAGUUGGUUGAGUACUUUUGUUUGUUUCUUUAAAAAAACAAAGUUUUUUUUUUAUUGAUUUCAGAGAGGAAGGGAAAGGGAAAGAAACAUCAAUGAUGAGAGAGAAUCAUUGAUUGGCUGCCUCCUGCAUGCCCCCUACUGGGGAUUGAGCCUGCAACCCGGGCAUGUGCCCUGACCAGGAAUGGAAUCACGACCUCCUGGUUCAUAGGUCAACUCUCAACCACUGAGCCACACCAGCUGGGCCUGUUUGUUUCUGCCUGUAAUUUCACUGAGAUAAAUCAGAGUUCUUAAACAGCCAUCAGAUAUUUAUUGAUCUCCUACUGUAUGUCAGACAAUUUUUUAGAAAUGUGUAGCAAUUAAGUCCAAGUUUUAAUGACUUAUACAAUGCUCUCAAGGGAAUAUGUCUUUCCCUACUCACACAGCAACCUUAAUAUCUUAAGUUCACCACAUAACAACCUGGAUCCCGCUGAGUAAGUUUUAGAGUGUGGUGAUCACCCAUAUUAACCUCCUAUUUCAGAAUAGCAUUUAAGUACAGUGACCAGUAUUCCACUUGUCUCUUAAUUCAAGUCAUUCAACUUUUUCUAACCAUUAGAAUAUUAGAAGGAGAGACUUCACUACCUCAGAAGAGCUCAAAAAAUCGUCCAAUUUCCUACUUGCCAAAGCAUAAUUUACCUUUUGGUGCCUCACUCAUUCAAUUCAGGGUCGGGAGACUCUGUGGGUGUGGCAUUUGUAGUGUCUGAAUGUUGGGGAGGUGUUCGGGGUAAGUAGGGGGAUUGAGACAUGGGGUAUCUGAAGAGGAACAAAGGGAUUUAUAUGACUUUUGCAUCGUGUCACACGUGGUGUCAUGAUGGCCUCCUUUUUAAUUCAACUGUUUCUGUAAAGCACAUUUCCUGAUUAAAAAUGAGAACUGAUUAAUACUCAAAGUGUUAUAUUCCAGAACAUUGAACGUAAGUCUUCAAGUUCAUAGAUUAUCAUUACAUGUAAGUUUCUUUAUAAUGAAAUUAGUAUGCUUUUGUUUUAUGGAACUACCAAACUGAGAAUCACUGAAUUUUCUUUUUUAAAAAAUAUAUUUUAUUGAUUUUUUAGAGAGAGGAAGGGAGAGGGACAGAGAGUUAGAAACAUCAGUGAGAGAGAGACAUUGAUCAACUGCCUCCUGCACACCCCCUACUGGGGAUGUGCCCGCAACCAAGGUACAUGCCCUUGACCGGAAUCGAACCCGGGACCCGUCAGUCCGCAGGCCGAUGCUCUAUCCACUAAGCCAAACCGGUUACGGCAAGAAUCACUGAAUUUUCUUGAAAGACUAUAUGAAAUAUGACAGCUUUCAAAAUUAAUUAUUAUGGCCAUUAAAAUAAAUCUCUUCUCCAGCAACUGUCCAAGUGGAACCCAAACUUAAAAUUAUGAAAGUUCAUUGCAGUCUUCUUAGCUUAGAUCCGGAGAGAGCAAGCUAAUUUUCCUAAGGACAUAGCAAGAAUAUUGAUUAAAGAUAUUUUGUAAAACCUAUACCUUAGACAACUACCAAAUGAGUCAAACAUACAUCUACUAUAAUGUAACUGUGUGGUGCUGGAGGUGAAAUGAGAUAGGAGCAGGGUUUUUAUGUCUUGGAAAAUCAAGGGACUGGUAAAAAUUUCUGGGUGGCCCUAACUGGUUUGGCUCAGUGGAUAGAGCUUCGGCCUGCGGACUGAAGUCCCAGGUUCGAUUCUGGUCAAGGCCAUGUACCUUGGUUGCGGGCACACCCCCAGUAGGGGGCGUGCAGGAGGCAGCUGAUUGAUGUUUCUCUCUCAUUGAUGUUUCUAACUCUCUGUCCCUCUCCCUUCCUCUCUGUAAAAAAAUCAAUAAAAUAUAUUUUUAAAAAAUUUCUGGGUGAUCUUAUGUUUCAGUGUCAGCCUCAGGGACUAUAUAAAGAUGUAGUAAUCAAUGCCCGUGUGAGACUAUUUGGAAGUUUGAAGUAUUUAAGUACUUUUUAAAAUGUCUGUGAAAUGAACUUUGCUUGUUUUCAAGUUUAUGAUACUAACUGCCAAGUGGCACCAUUGUCUCCCUUGGACUCACUUUUCUUCCUUUCUUCCCCCUGCCUGCUUCAAAUUGCUUUCUUCUUCAGAAAACAAUUACCAAGUUCUUGUUCUUAAAGAUAAGUAACUGUUGGGCAGAGCUGAGUUGUGCAGAACAGCCUUAUCAGGUCGUUAGUGUGAGUGACUGUGACAAGCUGUCACUUUGGUCUUUGAAGUGAGCCCUGGAUUGCCUGUCCUGGCUUUGCCUACCUCCACCCAGCCCCCUCACCACACUGCUGUCCGUGUCCAUGGGCUAUCCAUAAAUGUUCUUUGGCUAAUCUCUUCACCUUCUUUCAUCCAGUUCCCUCAUUCCCCUCCACUCUGAACUCUUGUCAGUCUGUUUCAUGUAUCCAUGCCUCUGGUUCUAUUUUGUUCAUUGGUUUAUUUUAUUUAUUAGAGUCAACAUAUAAGUGAGAUCAUAUGGUAUUUGUCUUUGUCUGGCUUAUUUCACUUAGCAUAAUAAUCUCCAGGUCCAUCCAUGCUGUAACAAAAGGUAGGCAUUCCUUUUUUAUAGCUGCAUAGUAUUCCAUUGUGUAAAUGUACCACGGCUUUAUUAUCCACUCAUCUACUGAUGGGCACUUGGGCUGUUCCCAGAUCUUGGCUGUUGUAAAUAGUACAGCUAUGAAGUGUUUUGAAUAUAGGAACCAAUUUUUGAAGUGUCGGAGAACAGCAGCCUACAGUAAAGCUAACAUAGGUCCAACACCAUUGUUAGACUUAACCAUUUGCCUUUUCAGAAAAAAAGCGUUUGAAAUAUAAAAAGAAGGCACAAUUGCAGGGGCAGUGCCUGGAACCAAAUCCAGGUAUGCAGAAACUCCAGUCACUCCAUGUGGGGCUUCUUUCUAAGCCAAUAGGAUUAGCAAGUUGGUCCGGUGGCUUAGACUGGGACGAUGAAUUGAAGUACUUUUCCUUUCAUCCAGGCUUAAAGUACACAGGCCCUGAUGCAGUUUUGGUUUUUAAGCCUUGGGUCAUCAGAAUAAAUGCAAAUACUGAAAAACAAGUGUCGACCUCCUGGCCCAGUGUCUUGACUCUCAGGAGGAAUGGUUCUAGUUCAUGUUCCUUGGGAAAUUGGCAAGUUAUUAAUCAGCCUAAUUCCAUGUUCAGAUGAAACACAGAACCAUGAAAAGGUGGCAGUGCCUUUUGUUCCACAGAAACUUUUCUCAGGAUUCACUAUCUAACCUUCAGGGAGCCAGUCAGAACAUGCCCUGGUCUCAGGGACCCUGCAGAAUCCCUACACACCUCCCGGCCUGACCUUCCCUACAGCCUUUCUGCGCAAUCCCCUCUGGUCUGGAGGAUGUCCUGCAGUCCAUGUUUUAUCAUUAUUCUUUGCAUCAUAUUUACUGAAUCUACACUCUAAGUUAUUUGGUGAUGAGACCAGGACCUUGGGGUUUGUAAAGUGUAUCAAAUAAUAUUAAUAAUGAAAGAUCUACUAAUAUAUAUAUAUAUAUCACAGAACAAACUACUGUAAUGUUAUAAUAAAGACCCAUGCUGCUGCUAUUCUUAAUGUUUUGGUUGUUUUAAGUGAAAUAUUUAUAUAAAUAUUUAAAUUUGUAGAGUUAAGCCUGAAGAUUCCAGAAUGUGAUGAUUUGAUAUAUAUUCGAUGAAAUGACAAUCUUUGCGAAUGUAAAGUGGAUGAAUGUACCCGAUGAAUGUUACAGCUGUUUUUGUGGUUGUUGAUGAUGAUGGAAUGAGAGUUUUGAUUUUUUUAAACAUUUUUAUCAGCUGACCUUUAAGUCUCCUACUGUGCGAGUGUUACCAUUUUCAAAACAUAUAUUUCCCAUGACACGAGUUUUAAAUAGAUCGGCAUUGCAUUGUGUGUAUGCUGCUACCAGAUGAUAAUGCUUCAGGAUUGUAAAAUAAAAUGUUCUCCAAACA